Molecule: messenger RNA, 637 nt
Organism: Tricharina praecox
Lineage: Eukaryota; Fungi; Ascomycota; Pezizomycetes; Pezizales; Pyronemataceae
Exons: 2
Coding region: 230-526 (98 amino acids)
Source: RefSeq, a predicted model, not a curated record
GUCCACCCAGUGCGCGUCGCGGCCACUGUCCAUCAUUUACCAGGCUCGGCACCCAGCUCAGGCGGAUUGUCGGCAGGCAUUCAACCUUAGCGACCAGUUCCAGUCGCAAGACGUCUCCGAACCCAAGGCUCUAGGUGGUAUUGAUAAAGGGAGAUGCUUAUUGGAAUUUGUCCUACUACCUUCUCAGGGCUAGCAAGAAGCUGUUGGCAGUAUCAGAGCGAACUCAGAAAUGCCCGUUUCACACACUGGGACCUAUUGGCAGUCGCUGCUACAAGUCGUAUGCACCACCCAGUGGUUAUCAGCACCCGUGUAUGAAGUAUUCGAGCACAACGGCGGCAACAUCGCAUUGGACCCAUACCCCCCCGGUCUGGCGGGUGGACGUACGGCACCGACCGCCACACAGUGCUUGUACUCGUGCAUCGUGAACGUCGGUGGCCGCGACUUCGAGACGGCAUACGUCUACAGAGCCGAGGAAAAUGCCAAGGAACGGGCAGCAAAGAAAGCAUACGAAGCCCUGAGCAUUUAGACCACGGUUGCUUUUCCGUUGGACCGUUCGGAUGUGAGAGGGUCUCGCACGCGUUCCGACUACGGCUUUGCGGAUUACCGGUUACGUCCACGGCUGUGAACGACUACAUAU